CGGAGAGAGACGGGGAGAGAGACAGGGGGAGAGACAGGGAGAGAGACGGGGAUAGACAAACAGAGACAGGCGGAGAGACGUGGUGAGACGUGGAGAGACAAGUAGAGACGUGGACAGACAAGUAGAGACGUGGUGAGAGACACGCGGAGAGACGUGGUGAGACAAGCAGAGAGACGGGCAGGAGAGAGACAAGCAGAGACGUGGAGAGACACGCGGAGAGACACGCGGAAAGACGUGGAGAGAGACGUGGUGAGACGUGGAGAGAGACAAGCAGAGAGACGCGGUGAGAGACGAGGUGAGAGACACGCAGAGAGACGUGGAGAGACAAGCAGAGAGACGUGGGGAGACAAACAGAGAGACGCGGAGAGAGACGAGCGGAGAGACGGGGAGAGAAACGGGGAGGGAGACGCGGAGAGAGACGAGGUGAGACGUGGUGAGAGACGUGGAGAGAGACGUGGUGAGCGACGUGGUGAGAGACACGCGGAGAGACGUGGAGAGGCGUGGAGAGACAAGGAGAGACACAGAGGCUUGCGGCGUGUGGGCUGCAGCAGCAGUGGCAGCAGCAGCAGCAGCAGCGGCAGCAGCGGGCGAUGGGCAAGCAGAACAGCAAGCUGCGGCCGGAGGUGCUGCAGGACCUGCGUGAGAACACCGAGUUCUCGGAGCAGGAGCUGCAGGAGUGGUACAAGGGCUUCCUCAAGGACUGCCCCAGCGGGCACCUCACGGUGGACGAGUUCAAGAAGAUCUACUCCAACUUCUUCCCGUACGGCGACGCCUCCAAGUUCGCCGAGCACGUGUUCCGCACCUUCGACGCCAACGGCGACGGCACCAUCGACUUUCGCGAGUUCAUCAUCGCGCUGAGCGUGACGUCGCGUGGCAAGCUCGAGCAGAAGCUCAAGUGGGCCUUCAGCAUGUACGACCUGGACGGCAACGGCUACAUCAGCCGGGCCGAGAUGCUGGAGAUCGUGCGGGCCAUCUAUAAGAUGGUGGCUUCCGUGAUGAAACUUCCCGAAGAUGAGUCCACGCCAGAGAAGCGAACGGAGAAGAUUUUCCAGCAGAUGGACACAAACAAGGAUGGGAAGCUGUCGGUAGAGGAGUUCAUACGCGGGGCCAAGAGUGACCCUUCUAUUGUCCGGCUCCUGCAGUGCGACCCUUCCAGUGCCACGCAGUUCUGAGGGCUGUGCCGCCCGUCCCACGCCUGCGCUCACAACUCCACGUCCGUCAACACAAACGAGCAUGCCGGAUGCCUCUCGCACACAAACAUUUAUGUUUUUUACACAUCCUAUCAGUCUUUUGGGGGUGCAUCAUUUCAUCAGCAUCGGCUCAACACGAGCAACACCUCUGGACCGGUUUCGACAUGCAAUGUCUCAUCAGCGGAGUGGGUCGGGCUCGCUUGAAACGACGCUGGCGAAAUGCCAGAUGUUUGUAGCCAAGGGCCCUGUCCGUUCGACAUGGGUCCCAGUUAUUUCGUGCGAAUGUCUGCGACCAUUAUCUCACGCCACCAAGCCCACUCACCACAACAGCCAUCCACCACGCAUCACCACAGGUAUCACAGCGCGUCCCACUGUGCCAUCCGUCCCAAAGAGGUAUGCUGCCUGUGUAUCUGCUGCCUUUUGUUGCUGUACGGCUGUCAUGCCUAUUGAAGUUGUUUUCAGCAGACUGCUUCGUGUGAUAUGCAUAGUAUUGAACCUUCGAUAUUGUUUACGAUGCGGUUGUUGCCGGUGUGUUUAACUUAACUUAUUUCAGGGGUAAGAAAAAAACACGUGCUUAUAUUGUGCCUGCGACCGCACGCUCCGCGUGUGAGACUUAGGAGUUGGCAUGCGACGGCAUUUCUACGCGUUUCACCUUCCUGGUAAGCGUCAAGGCGCUACGGUGGCGAGAUGCUAACCACCUCGCCUGGUCUACAGGAGGUCGUCGUGCGUUCGAUCCCGACCCUGAUGCCCACUGUAUAUUUGGAGUUUGCAUAAUCUCUCUGUGGUCGCGUGGAUUUUUUUCCGGGUCCUCUGGUUUUUCCCUCCACAUUUAGAAUCAACAUGUUGCUAUAAAUGUCCACAAGAUGAUAAGCCGCUUCGUUGAGCUAUCAUUUGUAGUCAGGUCACUUUGGAAAAAAGAGCUACGUAGCUCAGUGGGCCUUACCUGGUAAAAUAUAAAAUAGUCAACCACCGAUGUCAGACUCGGACUUUAUUGUUUCAGCUGGUGAGGCCCGAUGUCGCUGAUCAGCUCUGUUGCAAGGAUGACCGCAGCCCAAGACCGUCCGUCCGCAGUGGUGGCAGUUAAAUAAAAUUUCAGGGUGGAGGAGAAAAAACUAAAAUUAAUGACGUGAAACCCAUGCCAGAACUUACUGAAAGAAUGGAUAAAUAUUCGCCUUUGUGGCAGAGUUCAAUCUUGGAGCAUCGCCUUAAGGGAAAUGUGGAAUAUUAAGAGUAGAGAUGAAUACAUUCCAAAGUGCUGGUGCUGCCAGGAGAAGGCCCUGGGACCAGUCUUGAGUUCUCGAUCUCGGAAACGGUCGACGUCAAAAUACUCGUGCAAUGUUCCGCGGCGCGCUGCGUUUUCGACGCCGUUCGUGUGAAGGGCGCCGGCUUCCUCCCCGAGCUGGCGUGGGGGGCGGAAGCAGGGGGCGCGUCCCAUGCUCAAUCGGAGCCGGCGGUCGCUGCGGUGGUGGGAGCGAUGCGCACGUGGCGGUGUACGUAGCUGGUUACCCGGAGGCGUCGACAGCGUCGUUCGGGUGGCGACGUUUCAACUGGAAAUUACGCGAAACUGUAACGGACGAAUAGCUUUGGGUUGCUGCAGUUUAUUGUCAAGACGAGCAUGUCUGCAUAAUUUGAUUGUUUUGGGGCAUAAAUUUGAACACAGGUGUUAGACCACUGGGACGAGAGGCAAGUAGAGCACAAUAAACGAGUUAGAUCGCUGGGUGGUGGUCGCUACGAACGUGGCCUGUAAUUCAGCAUUGGUGAAGGCAGCAAGGGUUGGUGGAUCAUCGCAGGAUUGUUGCGACACUCCCUUCCUAUGGGUGUCGAGGAGGAGCCACACCCUGGCUCGCCAGGAGAAGGCGGUGCACCAAAGUACGGACUAACCUCCAUCCGUCUCUUCUGUACGGGGAUCGAGCGUUGCCCCCUCACACACAUAGGUUUUGCCUGGGUGCUCCAGCUUCCUCCCACUCGUAUAAACACGAAUUAAUUGGCUUAAAACAUCUUAAUUUAUGGACGCCUCUGUGUGUUGUGGAUUGCGGUUGCAUAAAAGAUGAUAUAUAAAAACUUAUAUUAUUAACUAAAUUUAUUUAUUAUUUUGCUUGUUUACCGAGGAAAACCUCACAGUCUCAACACUUUUUCAGAAGGGUCCUGUCAGGUUUUUAAAGUGAGGGGGGGUGGUGAUGCUACUGCUGUGUAGAAUCCCAAUGGAGUGAUUUGCAGGUGAUUUUUCAGCAUUGGGAUGUUUUUUUGGGCAAUACCACUUAUAUUGUGUGGUGUUUUUUCAGCUGUGGUGGAAAAUCAGAGAACCCGGAUGAAAUCCCAUGCAGAACAGGGGGAGAACGUACUUACUCCACACACAGAGAGGCGCCUCAAUUGGAAAUCCAAUCCAGGUCCUUCCUGCUGUGAGGCAUGAGCAUUGCCACUGCGCUACGGAGCUUGCUACUUGCAGCUGCCACCUUUGGCAUGCGUUGGAAGGGCAGGGCGCUGUGCCCUGGCGCUAGCAGGCAGAAGUUCGCCCUCAUUGAGAGGUGUUAGGAGGAGGAGAGUUAUUUUUGUUUUAAACUGGCGGAGAUUAUUGAUGUAACUGCUAAAGCCGAGCUAUUGAUGGUUUGAUAUUUGCAAAGCUUCUGUGCUGUUCCCCUGUUGCCGUCGUUCUCUGGUCUAACACCGGGGGAGGCAAGGCCAUGAAGGCCAAUCGGUUUGAAGAAUAUUGCAUGCUUUAUUACAGCAUGUUUGUUUUGCAUAUUUUACCACAAGCAUGUGUGGUUAAUGCAGACUUGAUGCCUUGCAAUAUAUGUCUAUUUGAUGUUUGAACAUUUUAACACCGCCUGUAUUAUUACCGGAAAGGGUAAAGCCUAUUCUUUUUUCCUAUCAAACUUGUACUUUGUUAGCUGCUAGAUGACCGAAGCAAGAGAAACGCAUGCGGAAUGAAGGAACCAAUGUGGAUGCCCGAUGCAUUGGCGGUGAAUGUUGCCGAACGUCCAGCGAGGUGGCUCCUCGCACCGUUAGCUGCUGCCACGAUGCGCUCUGGGCUUGCUCACCGGUUGUUCAGUAGCAAAGCACUCUGGAACCACACUCAGGGCAUUGAAUGUGCCCUUCCUGGCUCUCUAGCUAAACACUUUGCAAGUUUUAAAGAAGGAUUUGUGUUUUGGUCAGGGUUAGAGUGAGUUUGUUUAGACCAGCAUUAUGUACAGUAUAAUUUAAAUUGGGUGCCGAUGUGAUUAACACAGGAAGUGUCAUGUAUUACACAUUGUAAAGCACUCAAAUGGUUUUGGACGUUAUAUUUAAAUGCAAUGUCUAUGGUAUAUUUAUUGGCACAAAUGUUUACGUUUGAGUGCCGUUUUGUAUAUUUAUUUAAAAUGUACAUUUCAGUUACAGAUAUAGUACAGUGGUGGUAAGGGGCCGAGUGGCGUCAAGAGCCUCUUAGUCCUGGUGAUCACACGUGGUCCGUCCACUGCACUGCAGUAUCCAGCAGGAUGGCGCCAAUCUGCCCCUCAACCUGAUCAUCGCUGGUGACAUUUCAGUCAGCACCAGGAUCACAAAGGCAUUUUACACCACCUUGGGCCCCUUACCCCACCCUACUCUUACAACAGAUGCAUGCGAUUUGAACCAACCGUUGACAAACCGUGAUUCUGAUUAUAUCUAGGGUUUUUAUCUCGCAUUUUGACUGUCUGUACGUUUUUCAUACACCUGGCACGAAUGUAUUUUCAUCAGUGAAUACAUCAUUGCAAAAGUCAGAUUUUAACUUAUGAAACUACUUUAUUCUGGCAGUGACAGAUCCAAAGAGGGGCAGAGAUGAGGGGGCGAUUGCACCCCCCUCCCUUGAGAACCGAAAAUUGGUAUUUUUAUUGAUAUUUACUAGAUAAAACGUAUUGAAUGGUGUUGUUUAUUUAAGUAGGGUCAGUAGGGCCCCAUUAAAAAAAACUUGACAUUU
Messenger RNA from Lethenteron reissneri (Far Eastern brook lamprey), 5121 nucleotides. Its product is annotated as hippocalcin-like protein 1. Gene Ontology annotation, molecular function: calcium ion binding. NCBI's taxonomy places the organism in Eukaryota, Metazoa, Chordata, Hyperoartia, Petromyzontiformes, Petromyzontidae. The record is from RefSeq and is a predicted model, not a curated record.